GCCAAGACUUGAUCCAUUCACGGACGUGAGCUGUCAACAUGCUUGACUCGGUCUAGGAUAUGGGCGAGGGAUCCCCAAUAAAGGGGCGAACAACAGUAGUUCUGUGUUGUUUUGUGACUUUGCCCGGCUCAGCAGGAUCGAAACAAGUUCUCAGUGUACCUAGUGUUGGCUGGUUCAUCGCUUCAACUCUUGUUAGAAAAAGAGCCGCAUGUUUCCUGCAUCAGAAAGGAAGAAAGGGUGGGUUGCUUUCGGGGAGGGUCAGACGGCAAGCUGCAGGGCGGCAAUCGACUAAAAGAGGGAUGAAUAAACCUAGUGAUACCGGUCUGUAGGUACGAGACCAAAACAGAAGAAAGCAUGCAAGUAAGAAUGAAAGGGAAACGGACUCUGUCGGGAUAUGAGACUCCCUCAUAAUACUACACAGUAAGGUGACGACUCUGACUGGGACAGGCC
This is a messenger RNA of Colletotrichum acutatum, 450 nucleotides long. RefSeq lists its product as uncharacterized. Bases 60 to 329 code for a protein of 89 amino acids. The record is from RefSeq and is a predicted model, not a curated record. Lineage: Eukaryota; Fungi; Ascomycota; Sordariomycetes; Glomerellales; Glomerellaceae. The transcript has a single exon.